Dictyostelium purpureum is the source of this 609-nucleotide messenger RNA. RefSeq lists its product as uncharacterized. The coding region runs from base 1 to 609 and encodes 202 amino acids. The record is from RefSeq and is a predicted model, not a curated record. The transcript is spliced from 2 exons. NCBI's taxonomy places the organism in Eukaryota, Evosea, Eumycetozoa, Dictyosteliales, Dictyosteliaceae.
AUGAAAUUUCUAAUAUGUUUACUUUUAAUAAUAACAUGGUAUAAUAAUUUAGUUCAGGGUCAAAGUUGCGCAGAUACCCUCAACAAUUUAAAAGCAUUUCAAGUAAAUUUUAUAUAUUCUGGUCAAAAUACCUCAAAUCCAUUUAAUAACUAUGUUGAAAGAGAUGACUACUUUUUUCAAUCUGGUACUUUAAUUGUAGAUAGAGUAAAUAACAAUAUGUAUGUAAAUUAUCAAUUUGAUACCGAUUAUUCCUUCGAGUCAUGGUUAUACACCCAAAAUAAUACAUAUUAUAUUUUAACCAAUUAUAGAUCAAAUGGUUGUAUUUACAGAUUCACACCAAACGUUACCCCUAUUACUAACUAUACCGAUGCUGGUGUUGCAAUGGUCGGUUCAAUCAAAUCACAAAUUUUAUCAUUCGAAACACCAAAUGAAUUUGAUGCAGCUGGUUUACUCUAUGUUGAUCCAAAUGAUUGCUCCCCAAUUUUCCAAAAUGGUAAAACUCAAUUUGGUAACUCCCUUGUUACUUUUACAAACUUCACACCAUUGGAACCUUCAAUGGAUUAUUUUGAUUUACCAGAUGCAUGCGCUCAUGCCCAUCUCAUAGUAUAA